GGGGGGGGGGACGCAAACCCAUUGCAACCGGUUGCUGCGAAGGUGGUGCAAUUACUGCAGCCGCAGCGGGAGCCUCCCCAGGCAGCGUGCGGCCCCGGAGCAGCGCUGGGGGCUGCUGGGGGAGCGAGGCCAAGCCUCCGGCUUCCUUUUGACUCGUAAGAAGAAGGUUUUGAAAUAACAUCCUCCUGUGAGCGGGAUUGCAGCGAGUUGUGCAAGGCAGUGCCAUGGCCGGUGCUGGGAGAGCCUGGGACAGGGAGCAGGAGCCGCCGUCGAGCCAGGGGAUGGAGUUGGAGCCGCCCAGGCCCCCACCGCUGCCAGGGAAAACUCAGAGGGGCGUCGUGCAGGCGCGGGGCAGCGUGUACACCCGCAGCGGCAGCCUGGACCUGGGCGCCCCCGGACCACCUGCCCCCAUGCUGGCCACCCCGGGGGGCUGCUCUCCUCGCCCCCCCGACUCAGCCCUCAUCUACAGCAACGUGGGAGAGCUGCGAGCCCACCUCGUCCCCCGCAAGGCUAGCCGAGGGGAAGGAGCCGGGAGACCCCCCUCUCAGUCUGACCAGGACCCCCUGCCUCCCCCAUUGCCAAAAAAGCAGCUCCAGCGAGCGGAGUCCUUCCCAGAGCAGGGACUAUUCCGGCACGGUCAGGACAACCCCACACCAUGGGCUGGCAGCAUCCUCUACACCAUCCCACCACCCCAUCCGCGGCAUGAGGAGGGAGCUCCCAGCUCCAUCCCCCCAUGGGACAGACCCUCCUGGGGAUCCAAGAAGCCCCUGACCAAAUCCCAAAGCCUGGGGGAACCGGUGGCCUGGAGCAACCCGCAAAAAGUCCCAUCACCCAGCCCAGCGGAGCUGACGUUCAGGACGGUGGACGGGGAGCUGGGGCAGCUCCUGCAGCCCCUGGAGAGCCUGGAUGGGGUGGGCAGGGUGGUCUUGGGGUGCCAGGCAGCUAGCAUCCUGGACCGGGCGCCGUGCUGCGAAAGCGGGGACGCUUGGUAUUUCCGGGUGGGCUUCACUUUUGAGCAAACCCAGCUGGUGCUUGCAGCCAAGGUCCCUAAGCGGGGCUGUGCCAGCCUGGGGGUGCAAAGCCCCUUCGGGGCACACUGCAGCAUCCAGCGCCUGAUCGGCCGCUUCACCGACCUCCUCCCUCAGGAGCUGGUGCUCCCAGGAAGACUUGGGGAGCAUAGUCGGUCCCCUUCUGGAAAGGAGCCAGCCCGUCUCGCCACCCACCCUGUCCUGCAGGUCUUUAUUUCUCCUGAGGUUCCCUACCAGACCCUGGCGGGCUUUGUGAAGGGAUCCCACAGUUUACACAGGACCAGCCCCGGGCACUACGAACGCCUGGCUUGCCUCCUCCUCCUGCAGGUGUGCAUGGGGCUGGAGCACCUCCGGGUGCAGAACGUGGGGCAGGGGGACCUCUGCCCUGAGAACCUGCUGCUGGUGCGGUGCCCGUGCCUUCCCCGGAGCCAGCAAGGCAAAGAGGCAUCCCUGUGCCUUCCAAGGCUGCUCAUCAGCAGCUUCUUCAAGGUUAAAGACAAGCGCAGAUCUUGUUCUACCAGCCAAGAGCAGGACUGGAGGCAGGGGCUUGCUACACCGCCCUCCCCGGUGGCAGAUGAGCUGAAUGUGGGCAUGCUGAUCUAUCAGAUCUUGCAUGUGGAUAUCUCUCUGGAAAACGCCUUGGGGUUCAGAAGCAAUAGACUUCCUGAAAUCCCCUCCCUGUCCAUCUAUUCCACGGGACUCAAGCGUCUGGCCAUGCUGCUUCUCCACAGAGACCCCUGCAAGAGGGUCUCCAUCGAGCAGGCCAGGAGCAUCCUGCAGGUCCUGCUCUGGGGGCCUCGCCAGGAGCUCUUUGCCAGGAGCAGGAAGACCCUCGCCCUGCUCCAGAGCUGGGUGGAGGUGAAGAGGGCUCUGCUGCUCCUGAAGUUUGCGGAGAAUUCGGCUAGGGCAGGGGCGAGGCCCAGCCUCGCGGAGGGGCUGGGAAAAACGGCCAGUACUUCAAGGACAUCACGGAACACACGCUCUACCAGGUCACGCAGGCUCUCUACGCUCCCUAAAGGCAAAGCUGACGCUCAGCCUGCCCAAAAGGUCUCCCCAAAGCCAAGAGCCCCUGGGGACCUGGCCAAAGCCACCAGCUGCCAUCUCCUCCAAGGAACCCAAGCUGGUCCUGGCUGGGAAAAUUCUGUUUGCAAACCCAAACCCACUUCCCCCACAGCACACGAAUGAUGAAGCUGGGACCAAACACAACGCAGCGGGGGUUUUUACACCCUCGGCGGAUUUUGGUUUGAUGCUCUGAGUCCAGUUUAUCAGAGCAGCUCAGGAACGAUGGCUGGAUGGAAGCCGCAGGAUCAAGCACCAGUUUAGUGGCCGAUUAUCCCGAGUAAAGUUUACUUACCCAAAACCUGCUCAGACUCCUCCUGCAGCCACGAGGCUUUCGCUGUUUCAAAUAACAGUGCAAAGCCACGCGUUACAGCCCCUCAAUGCACUGUUAGCAAAGGAGAAAUACAGCACCUCGUACAGCCUGCUCUUUUUAGAAACACUUUUGUGGCGUAGUCACAAAUACAAAUGACAUUUUAAAGGAGGGAAAUAGAACAGCCACACAGCUUCAAUAAAACCCAGAGCUGAGCCUCUUAAGUACUGGUCCUUUAUGUGUUUCU
Egretta garzetta (little egret) is the source of this 2644-nucleotide messenger RNA. RefSeq names its product PEAK family member 3 (gene PEAK3). Gene Ontology annotation, cellular component: focal adhesion; actin cytoskeleton. The transcript has 4 exons. The record is from RefSeq and is a predicted model, not a curated record. Gene Ontology annotation, biological process: protein phosphorylation. Gene Ontology annotation, molecular function: protein kinase activity. Lineage: Eukaryota; Metazoa; Chordata; Aves; Pelecaniformes; Ardeidae. The coding region runs from base 225 to 2213 and encodes 662 amino acids.